UCCGCAGAGGGCCUGGCGCGCUCGCCCGGUCCCAGCUUGGGUGACCUGGGCUCAGGGCCGCGACCCUAACACGCAACCGCUUGGGGUUUGGUGUUGGGGCUGGAGUCCGGGUGCGGCUGCCCGGGAGGUGAACCUGCCCCAAAGAGCUGACCCUCUGGGGGGCUUGGUUGGAGGGGACGCCGCCACCCUCCCCUAUGGUCCCCGCAGUGAGUUGGGGGGUCUUGGGAAGGGGGUUUUAAGGUGGAGAGCUUCUGCUCUCCGGGCAGGGCUGGGGCUCAGGCAGAGGGGGGCUUAGGCUCUAUUGCUGUUUGUUUUGCAGCCAGGCCGGAGCGACGAGCGCCUGUCCGGCCGUGGUCACCUUCCCCAGUCCCUGCCGUCCAGCUGCCCAGGCCGUCGGCGAUGUUUUACUUCCACUGUCCGCCGCAGCUGGAGGGUUCUGCACCCUUUGGCAACCACUCACCAGGAGAUUUUGAUGAUGGGUUUCUGCGCAGAAAACAGCGCCGGAACCGGACAACAUUCACUCUUCAGCAGCUGGAAGCUUUAGAGGCAGUUUUUGCACAAACACACUAUCCCGAUGUCUUCACCAGAGAAGAGCUUGCCAUGAAAAUAAACCUCACAGAAGCCAGAGUGCAGGUUUGGUUCCAGAACCGCAGGGCAAAAUGGAGAAAAACAGAAAGAGGGGCAUCUGACCAGGAGCCUGGAGCCAAGGAGCCCAUGGCAGAGGUGACACCACCGCCUGUGAGAAACAUCAAUUCUCCACCACCUGGAGACCAGGCCCGGAGCAAGAAGGAUACCCUGGAAGCCCAGCAGAGCCUGGGGAGAACUGUGGGUCCUACUGGUCCUUUCUUCCCCUCCUGUUUGCCUGGGACCCUCCUGAACACAGCCACAUACGCCCAGGCCCUGUCACAUGUUGCCUCCCUAAAAGGGGGCCCUCUGUGUUCCUGCUGUGUCCCAGAUCCCAUGGGGCUUUCCUUCCUCCCCACCUACGGCUGCCAAAGUAACCGCACAGCCAGCGUGGCCGCCCUGCGCAUGAAGGCUCGAGAGCACUCGGAGGCUGUCCUGCAAUCAGCCAACCUUUUGCCGUCUACCAGCAGCAGCCCCAGCCCUGUGGCCAAGCCAACACCCCCUGAUGGUGGCCAAGACAAGACCUCUCCCACCAAGGAACAGAGUGAGGGCGAGAAGAGUGUUUGAGGGUCUUGAGUGCCCAAGCCCUGUGUGUCCUCUCCCACCCCUGAUUCUCCCAGCCUCAGCCCCCUGUGGAAAACUCUCCAAAGAUCAAGGAGAAACCCACUGUCCUGGGUCUCUGCGGACUCAGGAAGGGAUGUAAGACCCUCAACUUCCUUGGCAUCUGAAGAGUGGCUCUGGAGUCUUACCUGCAUGGCUUGUGUUGUCUUGGCUUCUUUGGUGACAGGUCUUGAUGGUAUUUAGCAGCACCAGAGCCCACUUUAAUGAGACCUUUUGGGGGUUCCAUCUUGACCCAGAAGUCUAGGGUGGGGGGAGAAGGAGUAUCACCCAAUCCAUCACCCUUCCUGGCCCUUUCCUGGGUUACUCUGGAAGGUCUUGACAACCCAAAGAACUAUGGGACGGAUCCUCCUUUAGAGAUGCCCAGGAUAAAGUCAUGUGCUAAGAAUUAAAUUGAAAUGUACCUGGGACAUGGCUUGACAACCAGGAAACUGGCAUCAUUCCAACUAACUCUUGCACCCCUUGGCCAAGAGGAGCAGCAACCUCUUCCUUUCUCUGGAUGGAGGAUGUUGGUGUGAGUUUGGCUAGGUGAGAAGGCAAGACUGCGGUGGGACUGAAAGGACCUAACCCAUGUGUGGGGAGGGGGUAUGGUGACUUUUUCCCAGGAAGUGUCCACAGGGCACUUCUGGCCCCAUGGCUGAGCCCACCUGCCGGUCAUGUCUCUCCAGACUCAAGCUCCAGAGUGUGGGAAAUUCACUAACUGGAAAAUGGUGUUCUGUCCGAGAAAUGCUGGAAAAGUCCCAGAAUGAGGAAGAACCCUCUAAGAAAGCCUCUGAAAUGCAUGCCCAUCUGAAUAAAACACAUCUCCUCUGGU
Erinaceus europaeus (western European hedgehog) is the source of this 2056-nucleotide messenger RNA. RefSeq names its product dorsal root ganglia homeobox (gene DRGX). Gene Ontology annotation, biological process: regulation of transcription by RNA polymerase II. Lineage: Eukaryota; Metazoa; Chordata; Mammalia; Eulipotyphla; Erinaceidae. The coding region runs from base 400 to 1191 and encodes 263 amino acids. Gene Ontology annotation, molecular function: DNA-binding transcription factor activity, RNA polymerase II-specific; RNA polymerase II transcription regulatory region sequence-specific DNA binding. The record is from RefSeq and is a predicted model, not a curated record. The transcript is spliced from 6 exons.